AUGAAUAAGCCGCCGGAGAACGAUCUAUGUUCGAUUUGCCAUGCCCACUUCACGGCUCCUUGCCAAGCCAAUUGCUCCCAUUGGUUCUGCGGAAAUUGCAUAAUGCUUGUGUGGAGGCAUGGAUCAACACUACAGCCAUGUAAAUGCCCCUUGUGUCGUCGUCCAAUCAGUUUGCUUGUUCCUUCAGAGGACACAAUCAGAGACCGUAACGACUCUGCGGUUGCUGAGGUUCUUGGUAGUCUUGAAACGUAUAACCGACUCUUUGGCGGGCGUUCAAGUAGUUUAGUUCAGAGAAUGCAAGAUCUUCCCUUCUUACUCCGCAGGUUGUUGCGGGAAAUGAUGGAUCCGCAAAGAACGCUUCCACUUGUCAUCAGGGCUCGGGUCUAUAUCGCAAUGAUUCUCAGUGGUGUUUACAUCAUCAGUCCUAUAGAUAUAAUUCCGGAAGGCGUUCUUGGGGUAGUCGGUUUGCUUGAUGAUCUACUCAUAGCCCUGAUUUGUUUCCUCCAUGUUGCUGCCUUGUACCGCUCGGUUCUCUAUUUCCGUCAUGCCGGUUCGUGA
Messenger RNA from Microthlaspi erraticum, 558 nucleotides. NCBI's taxonomy places the organism in Eukaryota, Viridiplantae, Streptophyta, Magnoliopsida, Brassicales, Brassicaceae. The record is from the annotation of a GenBank genome assembly.